This is a messenger RNA of Acanthochromis polyacanthus (spiny chromis), 5871 nucleotides long. It is a transcript of the gene vegfba, whose product is annotated as vascular endothelial growth factor Ba. Bases 1026 to 1781 code for a protein of 251 amino acids. The transcript is spliced from 8 exons. The record is from RefSeq and is a predicted model, not a curated record. Gene Ontology annotation, cellular component: membrane. Gene Ontology annotation, biological process: positive regulation of protein phosphorylation; vascular endothelial growth factor receptor signaling pathway; response to hypoxia. Gene Ontology annotation, molecular function: chemoattractant activity; growth factor activity; vascular endothelial growth factor receptor binding. NCBI's taxonomy places the organism in Eukaryota, Metazoa, Chordata, Actinopteri, Pomacentridae.
ACCCCCAGUGUGGCUCUAGCAGCAGACCUGCACCUGUAUGCGGUGCGUCUGUCCCGUUUGGAAAAAGUUGGCAGCGCAAUGGUUACACUGCGUGCGUCCCAAGGGCAAAGGAAAUGAGGAAACCGAUCACAACAACAAAUGAAGACUGCUACCUUUCCAGACCUGCCCGUGCCUGUGAGCGGACUGAUCUGCUGCUCUGCUGUAGCUGCACUGCCUUGUCAGCGGAGGACGAUAUCCUGGGUUUAUUUAUAAGGGGGAUAAAAAAAUAAAAAAUAAAUUAAACGGGAGAUGCGCCUGGAGGGGAAACGUCACAUUUUCAUCGGGAGCGACAGCGUGGAGAGACUGUGACCGAGCCGGGGAGAGGAAUAUGCGGCACUGUCCCUCUGCACGUCGGGCCAAAGCGUCGGAUCGGUUACCGGAUGAACGUCCUAAAGCUGGAUGGUGUGAUUUUUUGCAGCCACACAUGAGGAUUUUACGAUCGCACCACGUUUCAGCGGGAAUCUGAGUGAUCACGCCACGCCGGACCCCCCAGACCGGUGCGUCUGGAUCAGAACCAGCACACUGACGGUACCCAAAAUAAAUACAAGGAGGCAUCACUUUAAAGUUCAGACAAGUUUCAAGGAAAAAAGGGCCACCAUUUGUGGGAUGUGUUGCUACGGAUAAGUAUUAAAUAAUAUAAGAAAGGCACAUUUUGUCUUCAGGGAGGGUUAUUUCAGGCUUUCUCCACUGCCUCACUAAUUCAAAGAAUAUCACAUGUAGUUUAGGCUGCGUACCGACUCCUGGUGUAGUUUAGACUAUAAUUUAAGCACAAAUGCAACAAAAUAAAGUUUUUAUGCCUACAAUGAGGAUGCCACCCUGGGAGUCCUUGCAGGGAAGGGAGACUGGAGAAUGAAAGCGGGAUAUCUGCGUCUCUAAUCGGACACAGGAGCAAAGGAGGAAGGACAAGCAAACGUUUAUCCUUUUUUUUUUUUUUUUUUUGGAUUGGUCCAAAAAUAUUUUUUGCGUGCCCCUUGGACUCCUGCACAAUGGGGAUUAUGCUUCAAGUUAUUCUAGGAAUGUUUCAAUUCCUGCUGCUCACCAGAAUACCGACGUCCCAUGCCAAGCUUGCUCACUGGCAUCCAGCAGACUCCCCGAAAUCCAGGGAAGGCCGAGAAGUGCGACGGUGGUUGGAGGUUUAUUCUCGGAGCGGCUGUGAGCCCCGGGACACACUGGUGGAGGUUUGGCGGGAGUUGCCAGGGGAGAUCCACCAUCUCUUCGUCCCGUCCUGCGUGUCCUUGAGGCGAUGUGGCGGCUGCUGCGCUGACGAGGCCUUGGAGUGUGUGCCCACGCUCACGCACACACUCACCAUGGAGCUGAUGAGAACGUCCUUCAUGAAACAUGAGCUCAUUGAGCUGCCCUUCGUUGAGCACAGCCAGUGUGAGUGCAGGUUAAAAGAACAAUUCCAGCCAACGCCUAACACAAGAUCCCAUCUGAAGCGAGCAAGAAAAGACAAGAAAAAGGAAAGGGGAAAGUCCAAACAGAAGGCAACUGGAGACAUCAGAGCUACAACCCAUGCUCCCCCUACUCUUCCGGCAACGUCCUCUCCUCCUCCAUCACCCCCUACCACCAGUUUCUCUCCAACUCCCUCUCCGAUGCCUCGUUGCCGCCCCUGCAGAGGGAGGAAGUGGGCUCUGGAUGUGAGGUCAUGUCAGUGCCGCUGCACCGUCAGAGAUGAGAACUGCAGCCGGAAAGGCCUGAAGCUCAACCCUCGGCGAUGCAAGUGUGACGCCCUGAGGACCUGAUAUGUCCGCUCACUUUCUUUUCACCACCUUCUCUCCACCAAAUCCCUGUCGAUUCAUCGCCCACUCUCAGCAUCAGUGCCGUGGAUUAUACAGACGCUUGGACAUCCAGUAGCUCAAACUGAAGGAAAUAUUAAUGGAAGCACACACACAAACCCGUAGUAGAGCUCCAGUAAAGCAACAAGUGCAUCAUUGCAGUUUAAAUGUACUGUAGAUCUAAGUGUGUUGUUCCAGCUGCUUGCUUUAGUGACAGAGCUUCUGUCAGUCCACAUGUACGUGCGUGUACAGACAUGUAGCGUCACAGAACACAUCCAGUGAGUGGAGGAUGAAAGUGGCAGAAAAAUGGCAACUUGGAGAGACGUGGGAAUAACCAGACAAAAUCUUUCUCAUGUAUACAAGCCCAGAGGUGAACGUACUCUGCUGUGGUUUUGGAGAUUGGACUUUAAGACGUUCCUAUAUAAAACAACAGUGGAAAGAGUGAUCAUACUCCACAAGAACAAUGCGGAUGAAGAGGACCAGUCUGACAAAGGUGUGCUACAUGUUAACACUUCAGUGGAAGUUGUGAUUAUUGGCUCACAAGGAAGCUGCGCAUGGGGACAGAUUUCAGGGUUAAGUCAUGGCCAGUGUUUGAGCAGAGGAUUUAAACAGCAGAUUAUUGGGGGACGCAUGCAUACUGAGACAUACCAGAAGGACACAGGACAUGCACAUGAACUGGCACCCCAGUGUGUGUGGACCUAUAGUGUAUCUGUGUGGUCUCCCCUCUGAAAGACCCAGAUGGGUUAUCCCUGCAGCCGUUCUCUCUUAUUCAAGCAUAUGACCACAGGCUGGCUCUCCAAGCCGCUUUCCGGCAUUUGUUUAAUUUGGGCCUUUUGUCUCCAGCUUUCCUCGGUUCAUCGAUUGAAAGGAGCCGCUUUGCCUCUCUUUGUCACUCUUUUAGGCAGUGAGGAGAAUGACAAUGAUGAGGCCUGGCGGCUGUCCACUGCUUCACACACAUUCACACUUUUAAUACCAGGAACACAAAUGCACACACACACACACACUCUGCUGCAGCACACAUACGUCCAUAUUUUCACAGACAUGUGAUGUGAAAUGAAUGCAGGUAGCCAUAAGCUUUUGUGUGUGUCGCACCGAGUGUGCAAAUAUGUGCCAGUUGUUUAUUUGCAAUUUACUGCAAAGUCUUCAGUGAGUAUUGUAUUACAUGCCUGUUUUAUAUUUUUAUUGUAAUUCUGUCACGUUGAUUGGAAAGAUAUUCUAUAUUGCAGAAUGUGUCUUUGUUUUGUUUUUGUUCAUCUUUAAUCCGUCUGCAUAAAGAGUCACGCUGGGUGGCCGGUUCAAUCCAUACCCAAAUGUGUUGAAUUUAAACAGAGACGGCUCACACAGGCCACAAAUGGGAGACUCUAUACAUUAUAAUGUGUAAUUCAAACAAUCAGUGGGGUUGUGUUGUCGGCAGCACUCAGAACCCAAGCAAAUAGCCGUCCCUAGUGCAGUGAAAGGAAAACACGGCUGUUGUUGUUGUUGCAUGUGAGAGCCGGGAUGGGAAGAGUAUUAUUCAUUUGGAACAUAACUUGUUUAUAUUCUGACUGAAUCUCAUGGUUUAACUCCAUGUUGGUUCAUGACUGCUUGGCUGCUGGGUGGGAACAGGGAUUUGAACUGUGACUGUUUCAGAAAGGAUGAGGUCCUGAGCAGCUUGUCAGUCAGUGUGACGAGCUGAAGCCAGAGCUCACGGGACCCAAAGUAGCAGUUCGUGGAGUUGAAAUUCAUUUUCAUCACCCGUUCAGAGCCAGUGUGCUGUGCUACAUUUUACUGAGAACAUUUUCCCAAUGACGUCUAUGCUCCCUAAGAAACAAUAUCUAUGAAACUCCAUGAUUCAUAUCCGUAUUCUCCCCCAGGAUUCAUAUGAUCCUGCGGAUUGAAGAAUAGUCACUCAGAAACUGCGCGCGGUCCACAGUCUGAAUUAUUUAUGUCAGCCUUGAAGCAACACAGCUUUGUUUCAGUGGUUGCUCUGAUAAGCUUUGUAUUUAUACUAUCCUGAGAUGAGAUUAUUUUUUUCCAUGCUUGAGUUCAUUGUUCAGUGUUUAUUUCUGUCAAUCAAUGCUUCAAUCACUACCUCUAUAUCUUAACAUAUUAAUGACCAAGUAUUAGAGCAUUAUUGUUACUUUCUCUGUGUUAUUUCAGACCUCUUUUAAGACAUGAAUAAAUGAUACGUUUAGCAAUAAGCACAGUCUGAGGUGCAAGACUUGGAGCUGCAGCAGAUUUGUAGUGAAAAUCACUGGUUUAGUGGAAGCUAUAGGAGUUUUCUGAAGGGAAGAACUUUUCAUGAGAGGAGAGCUGAACUGGUCCUCUGGAGUACAGACCAGACACUGUGUGAUAAUGUGGAGCAGGAGAUGGGUUUCCAAAGCUUUUGUACUUUCAAUGACUGGCGACCAUUCUUGACCCUAUAUAAAUAGUUUGACAUUUUGGAAAAUAAACUUCAGAGUUAGAUGAUAAAACCCAUACAGUUGUAAAUCUGUAUAAUAAAUACAUGUAAGAAGCUGAAGCAAGUAGUCAUUUAGCUUAGCUUAGCAUUAAGACUGGAAACAAAUGGAUGAGCAAGGUCUGCGCAGCAGCACUUCAUUCUCUGGAUUCUAGACAUCUGUCCAUCAUCCAUUUUCUUCCACUUGUUUAAACUUAGAUUGUGAUGGCAGCAGUUAAAGCAGGGAAUUCCAGAUGUAGCUCUCUCUAGCAAUGUUUUUCAACCCCUGCUGAGUGAUCCAGAGGGGUUAUCAAACCAUAUGAGAUACUUAAUCUCUCUAGCAAGUUCUGGAUCUCCUCCCUGCUGGAAGUGUUCAGAACAUCUCUCAAGGAUGAUGCCCAGAAGGUAUCUUAAUCAGAUGCCUUCAGUUGGUUCCUUUUGAUGCAGUCAAAUCUCUCUCUGAAUGUCCCUAAAGGUGCUGUUAGGCAGCUGUUUACUCUUGUUUCCUAUCUUUUUGCUUAGCUAAACUACCAAGCAGAUGUAUUUACUGAAGAGACAUGGAAGUGGAUCAAUCUUUCAACUGAUUCUAGAAAAGAGAGCAAUGUGCUUCCCAAUUUUUGAAACUAUUCCUUUAAUUUUUUUUUCACUUACUUGCAGCUAUUUCUGUUCAUGCAUUCCUAAUUCACGCAAGCUGAUGCAGUUUUCUUUAAUAAUGGGGAACGAAUACAUUUAGUAAAGAAGCAAAUGUUUUGGGAAACCCAAGAGGGAAGCCUGAAUCUCAGUACAGAUUGUACUCGUGUUUGAGAUUACAAAGCACAUACUCUAGAUUAGUCCGCUGGAAGGGGGGAAAAAACGUACGGUGAGGAAGCUGAAGAAUUUAACGGACUCCACUCAUACAGACUUUUGUGACAUAUCAAUGACAUUCCACCUAAAAGAGUAGUGGUGCUGAGACAGCCUUCUGGGUGCCUCUCUUUCUUCAUCUGUUAUGUCUUGUGACCAAAUUUUUUUGUAAUAAAGGAUUAAUUCCGAUCAAUGAAAGCACCAACAGCUAGUUCUGCCAAGAUACAUUGUUGUGUGGUGACUCCUCCAGUCAUUUCAGCAUCACAAGCUUGGACAUAUUAAUACUUUAUUCAAAUUCCAGAUCUUGUGCGAGCAUCAAACAUCAGAGUGCUUUGUCUCUGCAUAGUCUACAUUGUGCUGUUAAGGUAGCCCCGUUCUAGCCUCCAGUGUCUUAGUAGCCUAUAGAUACCCCUUACUAAACUAUGUAACAUUUUAUAAUCUCUAGUAUCCUGCCAUGACCUUGUGUAUGACGUUGUGCAUACUUUAGAACUGUAUUUGUAACUUCACUUUAGCUGUACCUUGCAAUGAAUCUCUUCUCUGCAAAUACAUUGUACUACUGUAGCCUAUGAAUAGAGAAAAACUACACUCUUUUUUUUGCUGCUACACCAUUUGUGCCCUUUUAUGAUGUCUUUGUAGAAAACAAUGCAGUUUUAUGGUGUAUUAGUAUAUAAAUGCCAAUUAAUCAAUUCAAUGUCCACAUUAAAGUGUAUACUGCAUCGUCAACUAUAUUCAAAAUGAUACCAGGAUACAACCGUGAUGUUACAGAUGUUAUUAAAGGAAAUGUCUUAUUUUUCAUAUAAA